AUGCCCGUGGCCAAUCAGAGGUGUGUGAUGUCGGCGGCGGAGGCGGAGGUGUAUCUGUCCCAGGUGCAUGAUGGGAGUGUGUCCUCUGGCUUUAGGGCGCUGUACGAAGAGCGCCUCCUGCUGGACGUCACGCUCAUGAUCGAGGAGCACCACUUCCAGGCUCACAAGGCUCUCCUGGCCACUCAGAGUGACUACUUCCGUGUGAUGUUCACGGCCGACAUGAGGGAGAGAGACCAGGACAAGAUCCACCUAAAGGGACUGACGGCUGCAGGCUUUGGACACAUCCUGAGGUUCAUGUACUACGGCUCUCUGGAGCUCAGCAUGCCCACGGUGCACGAGAUUUUGCAGGCUGCCAUGUACGUCCAGCUGACUGAGGUGGUGGAGUUCUGCUGCUCGUUCCUCCUGGCGAAGAUCUGCCUGGAGAACUGUGCAGAGGUGAUGCGUCUGAUGGAGGACUUCAGCGUGGGCGUGGAGGGCGUCCAGGAGCAGAUCGACAACUUUGUGCUGGAAAACUUUGUUCCUCUGAUGAGCAGACAAGACUUCCUGUCCUACCUCAGCCUCGACAGACUGACGUCAUACCUGAACGCAGACGCUCUGAGCCGCUUCCCUGAGGUGGAGCUGUACGAGUCGCUUCAGUCCUGGCUCCGACACGAUCGCCGCCGCUGGAGACACACGGACACCAUCAUCCAGAGUCUACGCUUCUGUCUGAUGAGUCCAGCCAACAUAUUUGACAAGGUAAAGACGUCAGAGUUCUACCGGUACUCGCGGCAGCUGCGGCAGGAGGUGGAAGUGGCGCUAUCCUACUUCCAUGACGUGAACACGCAGCCACUGGUGGAGUCCAGAUCAAACCGGAUCAGAUCUGUGAGAGCGCAGACCGCAGUCUUCAGAGGGAUGAUCGGACACAGUAUGGUGAACAGCAAGAUCCUGCUGCUCCAGCGACCCAAGGUGUGGUGGGAGCUGGAGGGCCCCCAGGUGCCUCUGCGGCCCGACUGUUUGGCCAUCGUCAAUAACUUUGCCUUUCUGCUGGGAGGAGAGGAGCUGGGAGCCGACGGAGAGUUCCAUGCCUCGUCCAAGGUCUACCGGUAUGACCCCCGGCAGAACUCGUGGCUGAGGAUGGCCGACAUGUCUGUGCCAAGGUCUGAGUUUGCAGUGGGUGUGAUUGGGAAGUACAUUUACGCAGUAGCGGGUCGGACGCGGGACGAGACCUUCUACUCCACAGAGCGCUAUGACAUCACAGAGGACCGCUGGGAGUUUGUGGAUCCGUAUCCAGUGAACAAGUAUGGCCACGAGGGCACAGUGCUUAACGGCAAGCUGUAUAUCACCGGAGGCAUCACGUCCUCCUCUACCUCCAAACAGGUGUGUGUUUUUGACCCGGGGCGAGAGUCUGGCUCAGGGGCGGGACCCCCGGACAGGCCCCGCCCCUCCCGCAACGCGCCCUUACUCCCGACCAAUCACAGCUGCUGGGAAAACAAGUCAAAAAUGAACUACGCACGCUGCUUCCACAAGAUGAUCUCACACAAUGGGAAACUGUACGUGUUCGGUGGCGUGUGCGUGAUCCUGCGUGCCUCCUUUGAGUCGCAGGGCUGCCCGAGCACAGAGGUGUACGAUCCGCAGACCGACGACUGGACCAUCUUGGCCUCCAUGCCCAUCGGCCGCAGCGGGCACGGCGUGGCAGUGCUGGACCGACACAUCAUGGUGCUGGGAGGACUCUGCUACAACGGUCACUACAGCGACUCUAUCCUGACUUUCGACCCUGAGGACAACAAGUGGAAGGAGGACGAGUUUCCCAGGAUGCCUUGCAAACUGGACGGGCUGCAGGUGUGUAGUCUGCACUUCCCUGAGUUUGUGCUGGAGCAUGUGCGGCGGUGCAGCUGA
This is a messenger RNA of Knipowitschia caucasica, 1875 nucleotides long. The record is from the annotation of a GenBank genome assembly. Lineage: Eukaryota; Metazoa; Chordata; Actinopteri; Gobiiformes; Gobiidae.